Molecule: messenger RNA, 730 nt
Organism: Saprolegnia diclina VS20
Lineage: Eukaryota; Oomycota; Saprolegniomycetes; Saprolegniales; Saprolegniaceae
Exons: 6
Coding region: 169-648 (159 amino acids)
Source: RefSeq, a predicted model, not a curated record
CCGGGACGUUACUCCACCUUUGGCCACGAGCCCGACAGACGCCCGACCGACGACCGCUUCCUGCAUCCAUGGGCAGCUCUAUUAGCUGGUGCACGAACCCGACGCAUGAUGAGUGCCUAGAGAAGGCGCCGUCGCCGCUGCUCCUGCGCAUGCACUCGUUCUCGUUCGAUGGCGACGCGCAUGGCCCACCACGGUCACCGUCCCGCGCCGAGACACCUGGCGGUAAGCUACUGCGCGACUACUACAACCAUGUGGUCGAGACCGAGAGCAACAGCGGGUGGGUCCUCAUCGCACGGCCUCCUACUAGUCGCUACACCAUCACCGAUGAUUAGCACCGACGAUAGCGAAUGUGCUGACGAGAAGCAAGUGCCCACGGCGCUGCUGCCACUCAUCCACCCGACGCUCUCGGUGCGCGAGUCCAAGCGGCUAACGAUCGACGCGACGCUUCACAUGUACUCGACCAUCGACCUGCGUCCAUCAUCGGCCGAGCCGCCAUGCCGAAAGGUGCGAGCCGCCUCGAUGGACGCCAUGCUGCGGAGUCCGCCACGCAGCCCCGUCGCCAAGCGGGAGUGGGCGUACAAACCGUUUUGGUGCGACUUGCCGACGCGCGCACUGCCAUUGACGCCUCGGUCGCCCGCGGCGAGCUAGUUAGUCGAUAACAAUAACUACUAUUAGUAUAUAAGAUGUCUACACCGUGGGCUUGACCCACGUGCUAAUGCCCCGCUUCGCA